Oryzias melastigma (Indian medaka) is the source of this 1198-nucleotide messenger RNA. Its product is annotated as 2-acylglycerol O-acyltransferase 2-A. NCBI's taxonomy places the organism in Eukaryota, Metazoa, Chordata, Actinopteri, Beloniformes, Adrianichthyidae. Gene Ontology annotation, molecular function: diacylglycerol O-acyltransferase activity. Gene Ontology annotation, cellular component: endoplasmic reticulum membrane. Gene Ontology annotation, biological process: triglyceride biosynthetic process. The record is from RefSeq and is a predicted model, not a curated record.
CUUCUGUGAUUGGAGAGCAGGUGUGCGCAUGCGCAUAGGCGUAACUUCGACAAUGUUGAACUUUUCAAAGUUUUCUUCAGUCGCGGAGCUGCAGUUUGGUGAUCAGUCAUCAGUCCGUCAUCAGUCCGUCAUCCAGUCUGGUGUCCAGCUCUAAGGCCAGUCUGUCUCAUCUGAUCAGUCAACCUGAAGGAGGAAAUGUUGCUGUCAUUGCUGUGGGCGGAGCCUCUGAAGCUCUGGACGCUCGUCCUGGAUCGCUGACUCUACAGGUCCGAAGCAGGAAAGGCUUCAUCAAGUUGGCCCUGAAACACGGGGCUCAGCUGGUUCCUGUCUUCUCCUUUGGAGAGAACGAGCUGUUCGAUCAGAUGGAGAAUCCCGCCGGAUCUUCUCUGAGGAGACUGCAGAACCGGCUGCAGAGCAUCAUGGGAGUUGCAGUGCCUCUGUUUCAUGCUAGAGGAGUCUUCCAAUACAGCUUUGGACUGAUACCCUACAGGAGGCCCAUCCACACCGUGGUGGGGAAGCCCAUCCCGGUGGUCCAGAAUCCCAGCCCCAGUUCAGAGGACAUCAAAGGUCUGCACCAGGUCUACUUGGAAAACCUCACGGAGCUCUUCGAGCAUCACAAGCUCACCUUUGGUCUGGAUGAGGACCAGCACCUUACCUUCACAUGAUCCUGGAUCCAGGUCCUCCACAACAGCUGACCUCCUUCUGACCACCAUGUGACUGUCAUGUGACCAUCACAUGACAGUCACAUGACAGUCACAUGACCAUCAGUCCUUUAGAUGAGUAUGUGGAACAUUUUGAUGAUUCAGGAACUUCAGUAAAGUUCACAUGUUCAAUACAGAGACUGAACAGCAGGGGGCGCCCUCAGCCAGAACCAAAAGUCUUCAGGUUUUCCAAAGGACCCGGACAGACUGAGCUGGGACUGGACCUGCUGUAAUAAUGAUGAUGAUGAUGAUGGUGUUCAGGAUGAAGAUAAAAACGAUCUGUAAUGACACGCGGCUCCAGCUGCUGCUGUUUCCUGUUCAUCAGGAUCUCUGUUGUUUUACUGGAGAUCUCUUCUUGCUGCCUAAAGGAACUUUCUGCUUUGUCCAUGUUUACUUCCUGUUUUUUUUUCUAUCUUUAUCUGAUUCCCAUCAUGCCUUUCUUCUUAGCCUGAACUUUAUAAUAAACCCAAUAAACAAACCAAAGGAUUGUGUGUGGA